GUUCCUGUCAGACUGAUCAGAUGUUCAGUGCGCGGCUCAACCCGACGGCUGACUGAACGCAGGAGCGCCGGAGAAACGCUCCGCUCGUCGGGGUUAUUCGUUUCCAAGGCUGAUCUCCAGGGGAAUAUACAGCCUCCGGACCGACUGCGUGUUGGAUCACGUCCCCCUGGGGGGUCGAGGGAGGAAAGAAAUAUAACAGAAGGAGGGAUAGGGAGAGAGAGAGUGCUAGAGAGAGAAGACACGCUGGACUUGCUGUAGCUCUGCGGGGCUUGCUGCCUCUCUCUGGUUUGGGGAGCCUCGGGGGCGAUGCUGCUGGGCGGGGAUGCUGCACGGUUUCUGGCCGAUGGCGGAGAAGAUGCGAGCCGCUGCUACACACCCGCACCGCCGCCGUCGUAUUUCCCGAACAAGAAUUGAUGAUAGUGAUGAUGCUGCCUCCCCCAGUGGUCUUUUUCUGCUCCUCCGGAUCCUACUCGUCCUGGAUUCUUCUCCCAACCUUGGAUUAUAGAUGAUUGUUGUGGACAUUAUUUUUCUUUUAACUUCAUCAACUCUUUUUUUCCGGGGGGAAGUGUGGGAAGACAUAAAUUAGUAGAUUGAGGACCGGUGUAUUUUCGUCUCCAAGUGCGCGCAAUCACGCCCAAAAUCAGUGACCGACGCCUUGGUGAGGAGGAGGGGGAGGAGGACGAGGAGGAGGGGGGAUGCCGCACCGUCCAUCACCAAAUAUCAACAAAUGUCACCAGGCUCGGAUUUUGGGGAAGCCCCCCUCAGUUGGCGUUUGCGUGUAACCCGAGUGGCGUGGUGGCAGUGAGAGGUGGCAGCAGGGAUAUCUACCGUGCCACAUCAAACAUUGCAGAUAAAUGGCACAAGAAUAAAUGAAUUAUUGAAGAUUGUACUUAUCUAUUUCUAUUUUUAUCUCGCGAAAAAAGGGGACUUGGGGAGGGGAAAAAAGACAACUGCAGAUCCUGUCAAGAUGCACUAGACUGUUGAGAGGGAAAAAAGACGCAGUCUCCAGCAAGGGUAGCCUACUUAGUGAUGAUUGCAAUAUGUAUUUAAACGCACAGCUAUGCAUCCUUCUCGCAUGUAUUUAAGGUGAUCGAUUUGUUUGCCUAUUGAAUUGCAAGAUCCGGCUCACUCUUGGAGAGGUUUUUCCCAACCAAAAAAAUAAUAAAAACUGGAUGCCUUGCUUUUUCGACGGAGAGAAAACGCCGAUGCUCUGACAAGAUAUCUAACAUUUUUGACAGUUUUCUCACCCGCCAAUAAAACCAACUGUGUUUUUUUUUCCGUCAGAGAACUGAUUUGCCAGAAAUUACAUAAACGCAUCGCUCUAUUUGCCAUUCAUAUUCCAAACACACGAUCAGAGACACUGUGCGUUUUCCCUCUCCCUUCCUCUCCCUCCCCUCUCCUCUCCUCCUCCUCCUUUCCUCCCUCCCUCCCUCUCCACACACAAAUGGAGGUAUCUUCUCGGCGCUGAAGAUCUGGGAAGGAGACACAGAUAGAUAGAAGGAGAAACAGACAGAGAUAAGCCAGAGAAGGAACCGAAUCCAACUCUAUUCUGCAUGUGUGUUUGGAGCCGAAGCUGAUGGGGUGGUGGCAUGUGGAGGUGUCACUCUAAGGUUCCCCCCCGGCUCCUUCCUAACCUCUGGCGUUUGGUGUCUGCAGAAUGGCGCGUUUUGGAGACGAGCUACCCAACAGGUAUGGAGGAGGAGGAGGAGGUGGUGGUGGCGGUGGUGGCGGGGGUGCCGGCGGACAAGGGGGGCCCGGCCGUGGCGGCAGCAGGCAAGGGGGGCCCCCCGGGGGACAGCGGAUGUACAAGCAGUCGAUGGCCCAGAGAGCCCGGACCAUGGCCCUGUACAACCCCAUACCCGUCCGGCAGAGCUGCCUAACGGUCAACCGCUCCCUCUUCCUCUUCAGCGAAGACAACCUGGUGAGGAAAUACGCCAAAAAGAUCACCGAAUGGCCUCCGUUUGAAUGGAUGAUCCUCACCACCAUCAUUGCAAACUGCAUCGUCCUGGCUUUGGAACAGCAUCUUCCUGAUGGAGACAAGACACCUCUGUCUGAACGACUGGAGGAGACGGAGCCCUACUUCAUAGCCAUCUUCUGUUUUGAGUCUGGGAUAAAGAUCCUGGCUCUGGGUUUUGCAUUACAUAAGGGCUCCUACCUGAGGAACGGCUGGAACGUUAUGGACUUCGUGGUCGUGCUCACUGGUAUUUUGUCAUCUGUGGGGUCUCAGCUUGACCUAAGGACACUACGAGCUGUCAGAGUGCUUCGACCUCUGAAACUGGUGUCUGGGAUUCCCAGUCUGCAGGUGGUGCUCAAGUCCAUUAUGAAGGCUAUGAUCCCCCUGCUGCAAAUUGGCCUACUGUUGUUUGUGGCCAUCCUCAUGUUUGCCAUCAUCGGCCUGGAGUUCUACAUGGGAAAGUUCCACACUGCCUGCUACGACGAAGUCACAAGAGAGGUAGUGGAAGAAUCGCCAUGCGGCACAGAGGAGCCUUCCCGGUUGUGUGCUAACGGCACAGUGUGUAGUGGUGGUUGGAUUGGACCCAACUACGGCAUCACCCAGUUCGACAACAUCCUGUUCGCCGUGCUCACCGUCUUCCAGUGCAUCACCAUGGAGGGAUGGACAGACAUGCUCUAUUAUAGUAAUGAUGUGGAGGGCAGUGCCUGGAACUGGAUGUACUACAUCCCCCUCAUCAUCAUCGGCUCCUUCUUCAUGCUCAACCUGGUGCUGGGUGUACUCUCAGGUGAAUUUGCCAAAGAGAGAGAGCGAGUGGAGAACAGGAGUGAGUUCCUCAAGCUGAGGCGACAGCAGCAGAUUGAGAGAGAGCUCAAUGGAUACCUGGAGUGGAUCUGCAAAGCAGAAGAGGUGAUUUUGGCUGAGGACGAUGGCACAGGGAACUUUGAUGGUUCGAGGCAAAGGCCAACCAUCAAAACCAAAAACAACAAGACAGAGCUGCUGAACCCUGAGGAAGGAGAGGACAACAUGGGAGAUGCAGUAGGUUUUGCCCGCUCCAGUAUAAAGAGCGGUAAAGAGGGCUCCAAUUACAGUAAGAGGGAGCGACGACUGCGAUUCUUCAUCCGCAAGAUAGUAAAGACACAGGCUUUCUAUUGGACGGUGCUCUGCCUGGUGGGCCUCAACACCAUGUGUGUGGCUGCGGUACAUUACGACCAGCCUGAGCUGCUCUCUGAUUUCCUCUUCUAUGCAGAGUUUAUCUUCCUCGGUUUGUUCAUGUCUGAGAUGCUGAUCAAGAUGUAUGGCCUGGGCAUCCAGCCCUACUUCCACUCCUCAUUCAACUGCUUCGACUGUGUGGUAAUUGUGGGCAGUAUCUUUGAGGUGGUAUGGGCCACCAUCAAACCAGGCACAUCCUUUGGAAUCAGUGUGUUACGAGCUCUGCGACUACUCCGCAUCUUCAAAGUCACCAAGUACUGGGCUCCUCUUCGAAACCUGGUGGUUUCUCUGCUAAACUCCAUGAAGUCCAUCGUCAGUUUGCUCUUCCUCCUCUUCCUUUUCAUUGUGGUCUUUGCCUUGUUGGGGAUGCAGCUGUUUGGAGGACAAUUCAACUUUGAAGCCGGAACACCACCUACUAACUUUGACACUUUUGCAGCAGCAAUCAUGACGGUGUUUCAGAUCUUGACAGGAGAGGACUGGAACAUGGUGAUGUACGAUGGCAUUGAGUCCCAGGGAGGAGUAAAUGACAAAGGAAUGAUCUUCUCCAUUUUCUUCAUUGUCCUCACACUCUUUGGCAACUACACUCUGCUUAAUGUCUUCUUGGCCAUUGCUGUGGACAAUCUGGCCAAUGCCCAGGAGCUCACCAAGGACGAGGAGGAACAGGAGGAAGCAGCCAAUCAGAAGACAGCAAUGCAGAAAGCUAAGGAAGUGGCAGAAGUCAGCCCGCUGUCAGCAGCCAACCUGUCUAUUGCUGCCCUUUCAGAUGAACAGCUCUGUAAGGAGCAGCAAAAGAACCACAUCAAGGGCAACAAGUCAGUAUGGGAGCAGAGAACAAGCGAGAUCCGCCGACAGAACCUGAUGACGAGCCGUGAGGCGCUCUACAAUGAGCUGGAGCAGGAGGACUGGAAGGUGGGAGGGGAGGGAGAGGAGGUGUCCUACCCACGGAAAGGACGUGGUGAUAUGAAGACCCACCUGGACCGGCCGUUGGUGGUCAACCCGCAGGACAACCGCAACAACAACACCAACAAGACCCAACCUGGUGAACUGCCUCUGGACCAGGAGUACCGGCGUCAGGACAUCAACCACCACCGCCGAGCUGCCCACUAUUAUCAUCACCAUCACCACCAUCAGAAAGUCGUUGGGCCGGACAGUGGAGACACAGGCCAGCCGGCGGAGACCCGCCUGGAACGUGGCUUCAGCUACACAUCUCUGGGCAAUGUGGAGGGCCAGCAAGGAGAGGAGAGGCACAGCCACAGGAGCCACCGGGGCCACCGGCACAAGAACAGGGAAGGCAGGGAGGCUCGCAGCUUGUCUCCCCACCAGAGUGAGGGGAGAGAGGGGAACAACGAACAUAGAAGGUCCAGGCAGCACCGCAGGGCAGCAAGGGAGGGCGAAGAAGGCAGGAGACACAGAUCUAGGGGGACGGAGGGAGAGGGUGACAACGGCGAGGAAGGGGAGGGACGGAAGGCGAGACGGCAUCACCACGGCAACCAAGAGAGGAGCAGAGGGCAUCGUACCAGAAAGGAACACCACAGCACCUGUCCCAGCCUCUCCACCACACGACCCAUACAGCAAUACAACGAGGACCUGGACAACUUCCGCAACAACAGCAAGCUGGCCAGUGCCCAUGAGCAUCCUUAUGCCCUCCCACCGGAUCACCUCGAUCAUCCUGACCACGUCAACAACCUGCUGAACUGCCGUGAUGCCGGCUCCCAUACUUUGCUCCACAGCAUGGACAGCCUGAUCCUAACUAGCAUGGCCAAACCUGAAUACACAAAGAUAGACAUGCCACCCGUCUACCCCUACCCAUCCACCAAUGCCAUCCUGCAAGUGAACAAGAACGCUAACACCGACCAGAAGAAAAGCGAGGAGAAGAAGGAGGAGGAGGACGAGGGAGGAGAUGAAGAUGGCCCCAAACCCAUGCCUCCCUACAGCUCCUGCUUCAUUAUGUCCACCACCAACCCAUUUAGGAAGUGCUGUCACUACAUCCUGACUCUGAAGUAUUUUGAGUUCAGCAUCCUGUCUGUCAUCGCAAUGAGCAGUAUCGCCCUUGCUGCAGAGGACCCUGUCUCGCCUGACUCACUUCAGAACAAUGUGCUGCGUUAUUUUGACUACGUUUUCACAGGCGUCUUCACAUUUGAAAUGUUGAUCAAGAUGGUGGUGCUGGGCUUGUUUCUCCACCAGGGCUCCUACUUCCGCGACUUGUGGAACAUUCUGGACUUUAUAGUGGUUAGUGGUGCUCUGGUGGCCUUCGCCUUCACGCCGAGCACCACCCGGGGGAGCAGCAAGGGCAAAGACAUCAGUACGAUAAAGUCCCUCCGUGUGCUGAGGGUGCUUCGUCCUCUGAAGACCAUUAAACGACUCCCCAAGUUAAAGGCUGUGUUUGACUGUGUGGUCAACUCUCUGAAGAAUGUGCUGAACAUCUUGAUUGUCUACAUGCUCUUCAUGUUCAUCUUUGCUGUGGUGGCCGUGCAGCUCUUCAAGGGCAGAUUCUUCUACUGCACGGACGAAUCCAAAGAGUUUGAGCGCGACUGCAGGGGCGAGUACUUGGUGUAUGACAGAGAUGAGGUUAAAGCUCAGAAGCGGGAGUGGAAGAAGUACGAUUUCCACUACGACAACGUGGCUUGGGCCCUGCUCACCCUCUUCACUGUCUCCACUGGAGAGGGGUGGCCGCAGGUGUUAAAGCACUCAGUGGACUCCACCUAUGAGAAUCAGGGCCCUAGCCCAGGUUACAGGAUGGAAAUGUCCAUCUUUUACGUGGUGUACUUCGUUGUCUUCCCCUUCUUCUUCGUAAACAUCUUUGUGGCUCUUAUCAUCAUCACCUUCCAGGAACAGGGGGAUAAGAUGAUGGAGGACUAUAGCUUAGAAAAAAAUGAGAGAGCAUGUAUAGAUUUUGCCAUCAACGCCAGGCCUCUGACUCGCCACAUGCCGAAGAAUAAACUAAGCUUCCAGUAUCGCAUGUGGCAGUUUGUGGUGUCUCCGCCCUUCGAGUACAGCAUCAUGUCUCUGAUUGCGCUCAACACCAUCGUCCUUAUGAUGAAGUUUGAAGGUGCAUCACAUACCUACAAUGAAGUCCUGAAGAACCUCAACAUCGUGUUUACCACCUUCUUCUUCAUGGAGUCAAUCCUCAAGAUCAUCGCUUUCGGCCCUCUGAAUUACUUCAGAGAUGCCUGGAACAUUUUUGAUUUUGUCUCCGUCCUUGGAAGUAUCACUGACAUAUUAGUGACAGAACUAGUGGAUAACUUCAUCAACUUGAGCUUCCUGAGGCUGUUCAGAGCGGCUCGCCUCAUCAAGCUACUGAGACAGGGAGAAACCAUCCGCAUCCUGUUGUGGACCUUUGUCCAGUCCUUCAAGGCUCUGCCAUACGUGUGCCUGCUCAUUGCCAUGCUCUUCUUCAUCUAUGCCAUCAUCGGCAUGCAGUUGUUUGGGAAUGUGGCACUAAAUGAGGAGGAAGGGAGUGCAAUCAAUGACCACAAUAACUUCAGAACCUUCAUCAUGGCCCUAAUGCUGCUGUUCAGGAGUGCUACGGGCGAGGCGUGGCAUGAGAUCAUGUUGGCUUGCCUGGGUGGCAAGAAAUGCGACCCGGCCUCAGGGAACACAGAGCCUGAAUGUGGCAGCACCUUCGCCUACACUUACUUUGUCUCCUUCAUCUUCCUCUGUUCUUUCCUGAUGCUGAAUCUGUUCGUGGCCGUCAUCAUGGACAACUUUGAGUACCUGACCAGAGACUCGUCUAUCCUGGGGCCACAUCACCUGGACGAGUAUGUAAGGAUAUGGGCCGAGUACGACCCUUCCGCCUGCGGGCGCAUACAUUAUAAGGAUAUGUACAGUUUAUUGCGAGUUAUCUCCCCUCCCCUGGGCCUUGGCAAGAAAUGCCCACAUAGGGUGGCCUGCAAGAGGCUGCUGCGCAUGGAUCUGCCAGUUGCUGAUGACAACACGGUGCAUUUUAACUCCACCCUCAUGGCUCUGAUCAGGACUGCACUGGAUAUAAAGAUUGCUAAGGGCGGUGCAGACAAGCACCAGAUGGAUGCGGAGCUGAGAAAGGAGAUGAUGGCUAUUUGGCCCAACUUGUCACAGAAGACACUGGACCUGCUGGUUACACCGCACAAGGCAGCCACAGACUUGACGGUGGGCAAAAUCUACGCCGCCAUGAUGAUCAUGGAAUACUACCGGCAGAGCAAAACGAAAAAGCUGCAGGCCCUGCGAGAGGAACAGAACCGAACGCCAUUAAUGUUUCAGCGCAUGGAGCCACCCUCUGAGGGAGGGGGCACGGAUGGCCAGGGGGGCCAAGGCCUGAACGGCCUCCCCAACACCCAGCCGGACAACCUCAACAGCAUACCUCCUGAGGGUGGCAUGACUGAGAGCCAGUCGUGGGUGACGGCCAAGGCCCAGGAAAUGUUCCAGAAGACGGGCAACUGGAGCCCCGACAGGCCCUACCCCGAUGAUCUCCACAACAACCGUCACAACCCGCAGACGGUAGAGAUGAGGGAGAUGGGGCGGGACGGGUACUCCGACACUGAGCCCUAUCACCCAAUGGAUGUGCAUGGGCGGACCCUCUCCAUGCCCCGCCUCUCGGCAGACAACCAAAGAGCUCAUGCUGUUUCGCGGAGGAGACACAGGCCUCGUGGAAAUAACCUCAGUACCAUCACUGACACCAGUCCGAUGCGACGCUCCACCUCCAGCCUGGUCCAUGGACGUACAGGUCGGGGCGUGAGGCUGGACGACUACUCCCUGGAGAGGGUGGUGUCUGAAGAGGGGAGACACGGAGGAGGACGCAGACACAGAGACAGGAGUCACCGUGCCUCACAGCGCUCCCUGACCAGAUAUACAGACGCAGACACGGGCCUGGGCACAGACCUCAGCACUACCACGCAGUCGGGCGACCUUCCACCCAAGGAGCGCGAGCGGGACCGCGGCCGGACCAAGGACCGCCGUCACCACCAUCACCACCAUCACCAUCACAGCUCCAUGGACAAAGAGCGCUAUGGCCCUGACCGCCCUGACUACACCCACAGGCAUCCACACGACCGCCACUGGUCCCGCUCACCCAGUGAGGGGCCUGAUGGACGAGGACACAGACAGGGCAGUAGUUCGGUGAGCGGCAGCCCGGUCCCGUCCACUUCGGGGACCAGCACUCCUCGGAGAGGCCGUCGGCAGCUGCCCCAGACCCCUGCUGUCCCCCGUCCACAUGUCACCUACUCUCCCGCUGUCCGCAAGCCUAUCUAUGGUCCCCCAGGGCCGGGCCGACUCCGCUCCCCCUCCCCCCGACACUUCUCCCCGCCAGACCACGACAGAGGCUACCACCACCGACCCCCGUCACGCCAAGCUUCUCCCCACCACGGGGGCUCCUCGUCCCGGCACGGUUCGCCGCGCUCCCCUAGGCACCAGUCCCCACGCUCGCCCCUCCAUGGCUCACCUAGGUCCCCUCACCGAGGCCGCUGGAGCGGGCCUCCGCCAGGGGACAGCCUGGAGGGCGACGGGCCCUUCUACGAGCGUGACUACGAGUACGAGCGGCACCAUGAGCCCCCUGCCUACGAGCAAAGCCUCUCCCAUGGCAACCCACACCCACAUGGGGGAAAUCCUCAUCCACACCCUCGCUCACCUAGGACUGCCCGCCAUGGGCCCCCUCCACCCCCUCACCCGCACCCACGUAGGGUGCCCAAUGGCUACCGCUCAUCCUCACCUUCCCCACAUCGGCGGGGGCCGCCAGGGGCACCCCCCCACCCGCACCACCGCCCACCCCAUGCCCGAGGGCCCCGCAAGGGCCUGCAUGAACCUUAUAGUGAGACGGACGAGGAUGACUGGUGCUAGCAACCACAGGGAGCGAGGGAUAAGGGCAGGAGAGGAGAAGAAGAAUAGCAGUCUCCGGUGCUCUGGCCUUGGACAUGUAGACUUUUAAUAAAGCCGAGGUUGUGAAAAUGUUAGGCGGUACAAGGUUGAGCACCUUCCAAACCCUCUACCUUCAGCCCUAGAACUCUAAAUGAAAGGAAAGGGCAGAGGGGAGGGGGGGGGAGGGUGCUGCAAAUAGCUUUUUACAGAUUUUGUGUUAGUCUCAAAUCAGUGACAGAGCAGCGCAUGGAUAAAAUGACAAAGAGACAGCCAAGACAAAUAGGGCAAGGCCCGGGCACAGUUUACCUCUGCCUCUCUCAGUCUCAGAACUACUAGAAUUCUGUGCUUGACCAGCAAGGCCACGCUGCAGAAGGAAGAGAGAGGUAUGGGAACAGGAAAGCGAGGGAGGAGCAUGUAAAAUGACCAGGGAUGAUCGUGGUUUGAGGCCUAAAAGCACUUCUCCCAGACUGUCAAGUGAUUGGUUAGUUUCGUAAGAUGUGUGCUAUCUGUCGCUGGUUAAUCUGCUCAUGUAAAAGCCAGAGUCCACUGUUUUGACUUUGCUCCUCAAACAGAUGUGUUUAAAGAAAAAUAAAUUAACAAAAAGCCAGGACCCCUAACCCUUACAUGCCAAGCUAUGCCUCCAGAAAAUCAAACUUGAACAAUGAAGAACAAAAUGAAAACUUUACAAACAAUGAAAAGAAAAAAAGGGAGAACAACCACUUUAUCUUUAACCUUUUUCCUUUCCAAAGGACAGAACCAGGAAGCUCCGCCUAUACUGCAAAAACCAGCCAAUCACAGUGCUGGCUGAUAUUUGAUGAGUUUUAUCAUCUCUGUUUACUGUUAAAGACUCACUUAAUGCUGACGGAACUGGUGUGACAUCACUUCCUGUCCGGCGGUGGUGGUAGUGGAAGGGGGCCGUCACGGUGUGAGCUCACUUCCUGUUCGAGUGUGCUAUGGGAGUGUGGGCUCAGAUAACUUGAGAAGGGAGUCGGACACUUCGUCAAGCCCCUUCCUCCUCGGUUAAUCGACCCGGCGCAAGGCGAGGAAUGAUCUGACAGGAAAUUACAUCACACGGUUGAGUGGGGCGGAGGAGAGGAAAGGAGGGAUGGGGAAAAAGACUAAUUUCUUCAGUAUUUCUUCUAUCGAUUACUUCUCCUUCUUGUUCUUCUUCGGACAUUGGAGCUUGGUUCUUCUGUUGCAUUCGCUCAGCCUCCUUUGAUCUUUUUUGGAGUCCAAAAUUUGAUGGAAACCUGCAUGAUUGAAUAAAUACAUACUAGAGAGGAAAUCUAACUGGUGUGGGUGGGACCUGGGGGCUUUAUAGGAAACUUUGCAUUUAGGUUUACAAAAGAAGUUCUCUUCUUUCAGACUCUCUCUCUCUCUCUCUCUCUCUCUCUCUCUCUCUCUCUCUCUCUCUCUCGUACAUCUCAAAUGUAAUUUUAGCUUACUUUUUACCCGAAACAGGCUUUGACAGUCGGCUGUUUUGUUUGUCUCAGUUUUCUGCCGACACGGUUACAAAGCUUCGUUUCUACAACCUGUUAAGACGGGAAACACUGCAGGCUCACAUUAAAGUUUCCUGUUGAUCUUGAGAAACAAGAGGGAGAAAGAGUGGGGAGAAGCGGACUUCUACCACACUUAAUUUAUUAUUGUUAAUGAUAGUCUUAUGAAUAAUGAUAUCAAUGUCAAUGCAAAACGAUGAUGACAAUGAUGAUACUGAUGAUUGAUUGAUUGAUAGAACUGCUGUAGAUUUGUUGUCAUGUUUUUGAAGUUUAUCUGUGCUAUGUCCAUCUUGUUUACAUCGGUUAUAUUUUUAUCCCCCCCAUUCAAUGACGUUUACCGGGUUCCUGAUGCCUUCCUGCAACGUUUUGGGGCAAUGACGGCUUGGGAACAUUCACUUAGCAGCGUUGCGUGUUGUAACGCAACUCUUACGAUACACUCUCUCUUCAGAAUGGUGGAGGUAAAGGUCAGGGGAGCUUCCUGCUACCUGACUUGCAAUGAUUCAUGGGGUCAGUACUCUUGUCAAGCCUACCCAGAGAUCAAGAAUUCAUGCAGGGGUAGACCAGGUCAUUGAGAAUGUGGAAGAGUUUGUCUGCCUUUUACAAUGCAAAGGUUUCACAUAACCCUGUUUUACUGAAGUUUGAAUUCUUCCACUGGCAGCCAAAAAACGAAUCUCAAUCUUUUCCCUCUGUCAGGUUCUGUAGUUUUGUUGUGAGAUUGGUUGCCAGCAGUGACAACACAGUAUCGGUGGUACAGUGUUAAUGUCAGUUAGUAUCCGGUGGUGUUCUCUUUUUUUGCCACCCGGGGGCAGUUAUCAGCGCACAUUAUCUGCCCUGACUUCCCCCUCUGUAGGACAGCCUCCGCGCCACAUCCUGGUUUCUAGAUCUGCUUACGCCUGUCUCUUAUAUCUUUGUAAGAUAUAUAGAUGUAGUCCCAUCCUAGUCAAGAAAUGUGGAUGUAGCCUGGGAGACGCCAUAUCUGUCCGUUUUAUUGUCCGUCCUUCGGCCUGCCUGUCUGUGCCAAUGCUGACCCCUCCUCCAGCCCCUUCUCUCAGGUCUGGAUAACCAGAGUUCAGUCACCAAAUCACCUAUCCAAUAAUAUGAAGUUGUAGCAAAGCUGAGACUUCUUCUGCCAAAACCCACUUCAGUAUUCACCAACCUCUCUGUCCUCAUUUAAUUUUUAUUUUUCUGUCCAUUUGCUUUGACAUCUGUUCUUUCAGCUUGCCAGAGAGCGACACUGAAGACACAAAGGCAUUACAGGACAGAAAUGCUUAGGACUAAUUAUCUCAUCCUUAUUGUUAUGAGGGACAACAAUUAUUGAAUAUUCAAUAACUCUAGGACAAGAUGAUAAAGUAUAGAUACAUAUAGAUGAUAAACUAUAAAUCUAGAUAUAGUACAGUAGAUGUAGUUAUAGAUAACAGACAGAGUUUAAUUAAAGUUUCAGAUAUUUAUUUAUUUUGCAUACCGUUCAUAUUCAUGACACGGUCAACGAUCUAGCUACUCUUGAAACCUCGCACUGUUUUCUUCAGUCGCAGAAGCCAGUAAACAAACCCCAGUCCACGUGUUUUGACUCUAUGCAGACCUCAUAAGCAUCCUCAUUAUAUUAUUUUGUAAGAGAAACUGCAGCGCUGUGGAACUGUAACGGAUUAAUUAAACUGGAACACGCGGAUCUGAGAAAAUGUUAAGAUCGACACCACGUUUGCACACGCCACUUGACAUCACAUCCACAGUGAAACCUCUGUCUUUCAUGUACCUCUGUCGCUGUCUAAUUCCCCCCUCUUCUAGAGGAUCCCUUUUCCCUCCCCGUCUUUCUCUCCUCUCCCAAAAUAUGUUGCCUCCAGGCCUAGUAAUGAGCAUAGCAUAGUGAAGAUGUCGAUUGGGGGGGGGGGGGGUGUUUUGUUGAUUGUUAAAUUGUUUGGCUGGAGUAGAGGGACACAAACCCGAAACCCCUCUGCCCUCACUUCCCAUAAAGAGAGGUUACGGCAGGUGGGGACGCUUCCCCAAAACCCCCUACAGAGCCACAGUGCCUUCUGUAUCAGAGUCACAUUCGUCACCCCCCAAUCUCUUUGCCCCUAGCCAAUCCUGUCUACCCCCCACCCAUUGUAGGAGUUGAGAUCAACCACACUACGCCUUAAAAGUCAAGUCUCACAGGCUCCCAUGCUAGCAUAGAAACAGGGAGAGCUGUGAUUUUGAGACUGGGCCAGAGGAAAUAGCCAAAAGGUUGGACUUGAUGUAGGGAAAUCAAUAUCACAUCCGGUAUGGGCUUAAUCACUUUAAACUCCCAUUCAAAUAUCCACACAGUUUAAAUUAGAGCCUCGUGUUUUUGACUUUUAAAGACUCAAAUGGUCAUUGUUGAUAUACCGGAUGCUGCUAACAGGCUAGCCCUCAUGGCUUCACCUCCCUUUUAGGCGUGGCAUGUUUCGGCCAUCGGAGAGAUGUCGUGGGUCCAGUUUCAGGCGGUGUAGUGAAAGGUUUACAGAGGUGCAAAGCAGUUGGCUUACUUCUCAGGUCCCUCUAGUGUUAGGUAGCUAGAUAGUUAGACAACAUAGGGAUGAGUCCGCUACGAAACAAGCAGGCCUUGGAUUGGGUUAUUGUAUGGUUUUACCUGGCGUGGCAUUAUACGUAGUAAUGUUGACCUCCCCACCCCUUCCUUUCACUAACCUACAUUACACACUCUGACCAUUCACCUCCCCAUCCGCCGCCUGCUAACGUACCAACACUCCAAGCUUGUUGACAGACAGGCAGGAACACCCCGCCUCCAUUUUGGCUCCACAACACCACUCGCUUGUCCAGAAUUGUAACAGCGGAUCCAAAAUGGCCGACACACAACACUGCCCUUGUGUGAAAGCAUGUUGUGUGUUCUUUUCCGAGAGCGAAUCCCAUUCUUUUGGGGAAAAAUAUAACAUCUGAUCUUUCUUGUUUAUGUGGUUGUUUCACUGAUAUUUUUGAAAGAGGUUGGGGGGAUUGAAGGUUUUUGCUCAGCCAUUACUUCUCUCCACGUCUGCUUUCUGCGUCUUCACCUCCGAGUUCUGUCACCCAUCAGUCUUAACCUCCGACUAAUCAUUUUUUUCUUGUCUUCUUCAUUAUGGGACGAAGGAAAAGCUAACAAACACACCAACCCAUCCACUCAGUCGGCUGUGAAAUUGUGUCAGUUGGGCAGUUGUGAGGCAACGUGUCGACAAAAACAUGAAUAAGGGCUCUCUUUAAAAAAAACUACACAGUGGGUUUUAAUGUACAGUAGUGCUGCCAAAAGUUGUGCUUAUGUAGCUGAAGCCACGCUGUGGUCUCCCCUUUGUACAGCACUAGAUGUGUGCAUGCGUGUGUGUGGAGGGGGUCAAGAGUGAGACAGGGAGGGAGGGACGGGAGGGUCAAAAGGCAAUGAGAGAGAUUUUAAUUAUGUAGGGGUCCUGUUUGGGGUGGAGGGGAUAGUUUUGGGGAGGGAGGAGCAGCAGCAGCAGAGGUCGUAGUGAUGUUAACACACAAUUUCACAAUGGCACUGGACCACUUUUCAGACUCAUCCUCAUGCUCAAAUGCCAUUUUGUCACCGUCACCCCACCCACUCUUGGUCGCACUUUGAGGGGGGCGGAGUUACUGCUGCGACAGGGAGACAUUCACUGUAUGUUUGUGUCUUGGUGUCUGUGAGAGUGUGUAAAAGUAUAUACAUGUAUAUGCAGGUGUUUUGAGCGCCGUGCGAGUGUGUUGAGGGCUGAAACUGAUUAUUUUUAUCAUUGAUUAAUCUGGCAAUGAUCAAUUCAUUAGUCAUGUAGUCAGAAAAUGUUUUUAAAAAUGCAACUUUUUCAUGUUUUAUAUAUUUUUUUGUUGUUUCAGGACUACUGGUGUAUAUCAGCUGUUGAGCUAUACCCUUUAGAUAGAUAAGGUAAAAUAAGAUAGAAAAACAAUUUCCUUUUUCUUUUUCUCAAUAUACAUAGCAUUUCUUGUAAAGUAAAAUAAAAUAUGAGUAAAACUACAAAUACUUAAAUGAAAGUGUGGUGACUAUUUGACAAAUUACCACAAGUAAGUGAAAGUAGCAAAUCCUCCUCGAACCAGACACCUAGGCAUUUUUGGUUAAUAAACUACUUAAACAUUUAAAAGCGGGGUAUGCGAUUCUAAUCCAAUACACCUCUUUUGUCAAAUUCAGCAAAUACCUCCUUACGGUGCGCUGGAAAAAAAUUCUGGUGUUCGUACACAGCCCUUGCCUUGUAAAUGGGAAACAAAUAAAGUGGCCCGCCACACAACACUAUUCCAACCAUUCCAGCCAUGAUUAGUGUGUCAGGUAACAUUAGAUGAGUUUCCCGGGGACAUUCAGCUUACUUUCUUGUUUGCCAAGAUAUUCUGUUAUGAUGAUAGCCAUAGUAGCAGGAGAGUUGUGAGUAUCGCUGUCUGGAGCUGGUGUGCGGGCUUCGCCAGCAGCUGUAGCAACAGUUUAAAAACCCACAACUUAGCUAAUGUUCGUUAAAUUACUUGCUGUGUCGUUGUUCACUUUAUAUCAUGGUACUGGAUUUCUCCAGAAUCAAAUUGAUUAUCAGUAUUAUUGUUUUAUUGUUGGGUUGAUUAAUCAAUUAAUCAACUAAUCGUUUCAGUACUAAGUGUGUGUGUGUGUGUGUGUGUGUGUGUGUGUGUGUGUGUGUGUGUGUGUGUGUGUGUGUCCUUACACCAUCAGCUACAGUAGGUAACCCUCAGUGCCUUACACUGUACAGGACACAAUGAUUUGUCCUUCUGAGACAAUCACAGCGCACACACAUAAGAUUUUAAUGUCCUCACCGCCUUCUUCAUCCUCCUCUCUCCCUACCUCACCUACUCUUCACCUUCCUUUUGGAUCAUUAAGUCAAGUCUGGAUGGGUGAGGGUGGAGGGGGAGGAGGGUCAGUAGAUAAUCAUGUAAUUUCUCUCACCCAUUCUCUCCUGUGCCGUUUAUUGUAUAUUUUGGCUCUGUAAUUCUUGUGUAUAUAAUCCAUAAACUUUCUGAAAAACUCAUUGUGUUCAUCUUAUUUUCAUUAAUUCUGUCUUAUCUCGCUGUGUUUCAUUCGUCCUUCUCAGCAUCUUCACUUUGAGUUCAUCUUUCUGUUUCUCUCCCCUCCUCCCUCAUGUAACACCAUUCAUAAACACAAGGUGGUGGGAUUGAGCUUUCACCAUUAUCACUCAUUAUGAAAGGUGUACCCAAUGUCUGUAAAUGCCCUGUAGGUUGAAUGAGUUCAUGCUUGCCAGUUCAUGCUUGCGCAUGUGUGCGUGGGUGUGUUUUGUCUGUAAAUGGAUGACUGCAGUGUGUUUGCUGUGUGCUUGUCUUUGCAAAUGUCUUAAGUUCUUUAUGGAUUCCAGCAGGUAUUAGGGGUGAAUUUCCUGUUGAUUUCUGCACAAUAAUUUAUAAUUCAUUCACUUGCAUUAAUAAGUUAUAUUCUCCAAUUACUUUAUUUGUGUGCACAAAUUAACAGAAGAUUGUGUUAGCCCAUAAAAUACAAUAUGUUUAAAGCUGGACUAAUCAACUAGGGAGCAAAACAAAACCCUAAUAUAUUAUCACCUUAUGGCUAAAGUUUAUCCAGCAGACACGGAGUUGUGUUUGUGUCUCCCCAAUUAAUUAAAGUUCUUGUUUUAGCUCUGUUUUGGUCUAUAACAAAUUCUAAGAAAAAAUCUGAUAAACUGCUAGAUGUUUCCCAGCUAGUUGCUAACUUUAUCUGCUGUUUGUUGCAGAGAGUGAGGAAGGAGAAGGCUACUGAGACAACUUCUGAUGUAGCAUAGGAAAUGUUUGAGAGAGCGUCUUUGAUACUGGAUUAAGUUCAGUAAAUUGUGUGCACAUCUAUAGCCUACUGAAACACAGCUGCUAGCCUGACUUUAAUGCUGUGGGUGCUCCUUGCUAAUACCGUUAAUUUGAAGACAGGACUUAUUAAAGCGAGGAAUGAGGAAUACAUUUUUUGUGCAUAUGUUAUCAAACAUUGAUCCUCAGAGACAUGGGUGAAAUGUCUCCUGCUGCCGCCAUAGCAACUCUCAAGUCCCCUCUCUGUAUUUCCAUCUAUCUCCGUCUUUAUUUCAAAUUUUUCUCCAUUUGUUUCCAUUACCAUCAGCCCAGUGGAGACAUGUUGCUUCCAGAAGAUCUGUCCUCAUGUUUUGACGUCAGCGUGCUGGACGCUGGACGCCGAUCUCUCCCAAAACAUCUCAAGGUGCCCCAAGAUCAGGAAAUUAGCAGGAUCUAGUUUUAACCCUUUGUAGCACAGAUUUGAUUACUCUCUGACAAGUUGGAUUUAUUGUAAUGUCUUUGACUCAUGACUAGUCAGAGAAGAUUUUGGGGUCCUUGAACCGAACAUAUACCAGACAAAUAUUCUAACAGAAAUAUAAACAAUAAUGUGAUUGGUUUAGGUUUGCACAGGCCAAAAUGAACCAUUAGCUCCUUCACUGGACAAGGUUUUGGUAACCUAUCAUCUGAUAGAAGUAGAGAUUGAGGAGCCAAGAAAUCUGAAAAUGGAAUGUAAAGAUUUGGGACAGAUUUGUCUCGUCGUCUCUGGCUUUCAUACAGGUUUACACUAAAACCUGUAUUUUAACUAACAAUUUACUUGAUGUCGCUUUGCAGUUAGAAAUAUCACAAUCAUUUAUUAUUUAUGUUCCUUAUUACAGCUAUAUGAUUCUUAGGUGACAUUUGGUAAAAUAAUCAAACAGUUCAAACAUGCUAACAAGCUUAGGGAGUAAAAGCUUCAGAGUAAACUACUCCAAACAUAAAAUACAACAAAACAAAAAUAUUAAUGAUGAGAUUGCCACCAUUGGAUGGAGAAAAGCAGCUACAAAGGGUUAAAUAUAACUUCAAAGUAUCCAAAUACAAUAAAAGUCAGUGCAGAGACGCAUUGGGGAAACUCUCUGAAGCAACUACCAACCACCCAUCUCAUCACCAUGCAAACCAUCAGACACUUGACCCAGUAGAAACCGAACCAGUGCCACAGUAGAAAACCAUACAGGAUUCACUCAGUAAGUUGGGGGGGAAAAAAGAGAAAAAAUAAACAUACAUGGCAAUUUAAGAUAAAAGAGAAGUAUUUAAUAACAGAUUUGCAUGUGCAAUGUGCAUGCCACUAUGUGGGGUAACAAGUCAACUUCAGGAAUUAAAAAAAUAAAUAUCAAGAAAAAAGUAUAUAUGUAAAAAUAUAUAUAGAUAGAUGUUUUUAAGAGCAAUGUGUUUCUUUUUUCUUCUAUUUUUAAAAACAAAAAAUGAAAAAAAAACUUGACAAAAAAAAAAAAAACGAAAAUGAAACAAAAAAAAAAAUCAUCCUGAUAAAAAAAAAAAUGGAAAUGACUUUGGUGAUGAAAUCAAAGAAUGUUUGUUUGUUAUAUUUGCCAGUUAUUUCACGGGGAAAACCUGUGAGGGAACAAGGAUAGUUAACACUUUAACUAACAUUACAAAAAAAAAAGAAAAAAUGAUUUUAAAAAGGGGGAGAAGGAAUACAAAACUUUUCCUUAAUGAAAAACAAUCCCUUUGAGAGUAAAGAGCUGCCUGAAUCUGAAUCUGGUGAUGUUAUUCCCGUUUAUUCCGGCUAUGAAAUCCCUUCUUUCUCUCUCCCUCUCUCUUUCUCUGACCAUCUCCUUCUCUGUUUCUUUCUCUAUCUAUCUCUGCUGUUUCUACCAGUGCAUUUUGUAAUUUCAAACAGAACUCUUCCUAAAGAACCUGAAUAAACCAGAGAGAAUGCAUUCUACCCA
This is a messenger RNA of Micropterus salmoides (largemouth bass), 18152 nucleotides long. RefSeq names its product calcium channel, voltage-dependent, P/Q type, alpha 1A subunit, b (gene cacna1ab). Gene Ontology annotation, cellular component: membrane; voltage-gated calcium channel complex; neuronal cell body. The record is from RefSeq and is a predicted model, not a curated record. Gene Ontology annotation, molecular function: calcium ion binding; high voltage-gated calcium channel activity. NCBI's taxonomy places the organism in Eukaryota, Metazoa, Chordata, Actinopteri, Centrarchiformes, Centrarchidae. Gene Ontology annotation, biological process: chemical synaptic transmission; calcium ion import across plasma membrane. The transcript has 52 exons. The coding region runs from base 1658 to 8971 and encodes 2437 amino acids.